Molecule: messenger RNA, 834 nt
Organism: Fusarium vanettenii 77-13-4
Lineage: Eukaryota; Fungi; Ascomycota; Sordariomycetes; Hypocreales; Nectriaceae
Exons: 3
Coding region: 1-834 (277 amino acids)
Source: RefSeq, a predicted model, not a curated record
AUGGGGGCAGAUAUGGAUACUAUAACCUCAGCACAGCAAACAUCUCUGUACAGACCCAGUGUACGGAACUUGAUCAGAGUCUAUCAGCUACGUGAUACCGACAUCAUGAUGCCUACGAACUCAAACCUCACAAACAACACUCCUCAGUCAGAGGAAACUCCCCAGCUCUCACAACAACAAGUCGCCAGCUCCAUCCAAGCGGACGUUCAACAGGAUCCGCAACAGCCACUACAAAACCCCCCUGGCCUGAACAACGGACAAGGUCAACGCCUCAUAAACCUACCUCUCAUACCACCAUCUAUCCUACACCCACCUCUCGUACCGCCACCUCCUCACCCCCAGUCGUUGAUCCCUGAGGUGCUCAUAUCCAGGGAUACCAUCGAAUACGUUGGCUUCACAUCCAAGAUGGCAGACCAUAUGUGGGAUGCCUGGGGAAAAUGGCCUAGCGGAAAGCUCCGGCGCGAGACAGACCCUGACGACGGAAGGCCAUGUAUUACAUUUUUGCAAUUCAUGAUCAGACACAUCGUCUAUUACAAGGACGCUGCCUUCUGGGAAUUAGACGAAUGGGAAAAGUGCAUGGAUAUAUAUGGCCUGUCCGAAAGCACGCAGAAGGAGAUCAUGAAGUGCACCACACGUCCUCACUUUCCCUUUUUCAACUGCUCACACUGGGCAAAAAUGGUCGUCCUGUCGAACUACGAGGUGCUUCAGAGAUUGCAGCGGACUUGUUCACUGCAAAUGAUGCGGCCUGACCCUGCGCGGCAUCGCGCUCUUCCUCUCAGGUUUAGGAAAAAGGGGUCGGGCUCGGAGACCACGGGCUCACUGGCGCAAAGCUAA